AUGAUAGCAGCACAAUGGAAAAUUAUUGGUAAUUCAACUUAUAUUAAAAAAGAAAUUUAUAGUAUGAGUUGGGAUGUAGAUUUAAAACAACAAGUUUCAGUUGGUUCUCCAUUUGCAGGUCCAAUAGCUGUAAUGAGAGAUUCUUCAAAAUUUGUUGAAAUGAACUCUCAAAAUAUGAAACCAUAUUUAAAAAUUUUUACAGCAUCUGGUGAUUUAAUUUCUCAAAUGAUUUGGGAUUCAUCAAAAAAUAUAGUUGCAAUGGAUUGGAUUGAAAAAGAAAGAUUAGUUAUAGUUUUACAAAAUGCAACAGUUUUAAUAUUUAAUGUAUUUUGUGAACAAAUGACACAAUUUUCAUUAGGUGAUAUAGUUAGAGAGGAGGAGAUAUUGGAAUGUAAGAUAUGGAGUGAUGGCAUAGUUGUAUUGACAUCAGCAUCACAAUUAUAUUCAGUACCAUCGAUUAAUGAUUUCUUUGUAGAGAGUGGUCGUGUAAUUAGAUUACCACCAUUACCAGAGGAGCCAAAGGCUAGACCGGAAUGGGCGAUAUUGGAGCCACAAUUCUCGUUAUCCCAAUCGAUUGAGAUAUUCAUGUCAAUCAAUGGCACACUUUAUUUAAUUGAUGAAGAUAAAGUUGAGAGUCAAUUAGAGGCGACCGAGCCCAUUCAAAAGAUGGUGGUAUCGCCAUGUGGCAAAAAGUUGGCAUGCUUCGAUACCAAAGGGACAUUACUGAUUUUAAAGACCGAUGGGUCGACCACCAACCCCGAUCGUAUGGACACAAAAGCCACCAAAUCACCAGUAUUGAAAUGGUGUGGUAGCGACGGGGUUAUGAUGUACUGGGACUCGAUUAAGGACCCAAUCCUAUUCUACUUUUCCAAAGGUGACAGUUGGGCCAAAUUCACAUUGGACCAACCAGUUUCAUUAGUCACUGAAAUCGAUGGUCUUAGAAUCAUAUCCGAUACGACAUCGGAAUUCUUUCAUAAAGUAUCUGAUGUCACAAUCGAUAUCUUUAAAAUUGGCACAACCAGUCCUGCAAGUAUACUAUACGAUGCAACAGAUCAUUUCAUUUCAAAAUCUCCACAAGCCGAUGAAUCAAUUCGUUCAAUUAAUGAUCAAUUGGAGGAUGCAGUAAAUGAUUGUAUUUUAGCAGCAGGUUUUGAAUUUAAUGGUGGUGAACAAUCUAAACUAUUAAAAGCUGCAAGCUUUGGUAAAUGUUUCCUCGAGAAUUACAAUCCUUCACAAUUCGUCACAAUGUGUAGAUCACUACGUGUAUUGAAUGCAGUACGUCAUCAUGAAAUUGGUAUACCAUUAUCAAUCAAACAAUACUACCAUAUUGGUAUUGAAGAAUUAAUCGAUCGUUUAAUUAGCAGAAGAAAACAUCUACUAGCAUGGCGUAUUUGUGAUUAUUUAAAAAUUAAAUCAGAUGUUGUAUUAAAUCAUUGGGCUUGUACAAAAGUUAGAACCGAUAUACCAGAUCAAGAAUUGGGUAAAAUUAUCAUUAAAAAGUUGGAAUCUGUACCUGGUAUUUCUUUUGCAAACAUUGCAUCUGCAGCUUAUUUAGCUGGUAGAAGUAAAUUGGCAACUAAAUUAUUAGAGUAUGAACCAAAGGCUGCAGAACAAGUACCACCAUUGAUUAAAAUGGGUGAAAGUGGUUUAGCAUUAAAUAAAGCUAUAGAAUCUGGUGAUACUGAUUUAGUUUAUUUAGUAUUGCUAGCAAUGCAAAGAUCCCUACCAUUGGCUGAUUUCUUAGAAUUAACAUUCAGUAAAGUGGUUGCAUUGGAUUUACUAAUUUCAAUGUGUAAACAAAAGAAUGAUUUCCCACUACUAAGAGAGAUCUACCAUAUUAAAGAUCAGUCAAAAGAAAUGGGUAAUAUCUAUCUUCAAGAAGCAUUAUCCUCCCACCCAUCUCAAUUGGAUCAAAGAAUUAAAGCAUACAAUAAAUCCAUCGAGCAUUACCAUCACUCAAAGGAUAAAGACGAUCAAGCCACUUCAAAAUUCAUUGAUGAUCAAAUUAAAUUGGAAAUGUUACAAAAGGAAUUAGAAACCAAUUUACAAGAUGAAUCAUUCGUUGGAAUUUCAAUCAAUGAUACAAUCUAUAAAUUAAUCACUAUGAAUCAACCAAAGAAAGCUCAAUCAAUUAGAUCAGAAUUUAAAGUUCCUGAUAAAAGAUUUUGGUGGAUUAAAAUUAAAGCUCUUUCAAUUAUGAAUGAUUGGGAAGAAUUAAUGAAAUUUUCAAAAGAAAAAAAAUCUCCAAUUGGUUAUGAACCUUUUGUUGAAGUUUGUCUUGAUCAAAAAAAUCAAAUUGAAGCUUUAAAAUAUAUUCCAAAAAUUACUGAUAUUUUACCAAAAAUUCAAUUCUAUAUUCAAAUUGGUUACUUUAGAGAAGCUGCUGAUAUUGCUUUUAAAGAGAAAAAUUUUGAUCUUUUAAAUCUUAUCUCUAGAAAAUGUACAAAUAAUGAAAUUUUAAAUAUUAUUGAACAAAUGAAAUCACAAAUUAGAAGAUAA
This is a messenger RNA of Dictyostelium discoideum AX4, 2499 nucleotides long. RefSeq lists its product as hypothetical. Gene Ontology annotation, cellular component: endosome membrane; endosome; cytoplasm. The coding region runs from base 1 to 2499 and encodes 832 amino acids. The record is from RefSeq and is a predicted model, not a curated record. The transcript has 2 exons. Gene Ontology annotation, biological process: intracellular protein transport; vacuole organization. NCBI's taxonomy places the organism in Eukaryota, Evosea, Eumycetozoa, Dictyosteliales, Dictyosteliaceae.